CUACAAGAAACGUCACAGGUUCUCCUCACUUAAAGUACACGGAGCAACCGCUAACUCGGAUCACCGAUGCCAUCAUGUAUUCCCGCAAGCUCGAGCGUAUGCAUCGGCCACCAUCGGAUAUCACAAAAUAUGACAAUGAGCCGUAUAUGAAGAAUCCAUUGCUUAAAUUCCACAUAUCGGAAGUGCAUGAGCGGCGUCAUUUUCAAUUUCUCAAACAGAAAGCGGCCGAUGUGAAGGUGAGAAUAGCUCGUAAGCAUUGGGCGGCCGAUCCGGAUAUACGACCCCUGCCCCAAUCCCACUAUGUGGAUAAUUUGCGUCGAGAGGUGCGCAAAAUUGUCGUACCGCGAAUGCUACGGAAAACAGAGGCAAAAAUCCUCAGUUUCGCCUCAGAGCGUCUGAAGACUAAGUAUCCGGAAUUGGUGGAAGAGUAUAUGAAAGAUGUGCACGAUGAAUACGAUCGUCUGAUGAAAAUCUAUAGUAUGAAGAAUAUUCUACGGCAUCCGGAAUUCUCCAAUGAAGAUGGCGCACAAUUCGAGCUGCCCCGCACAGAUUUCGAUUUCAAGCGGCCCGGCAAAACGGCCAACUACAAGUCGUAUGUGGAGAAUCGUCGGAAGAUUGCCAAGAAGUUGUUAAUUUUACAGCAACCCAUGAGAAUCGUUCUAAGCAUAUCAGUGACAGAGUUACCCGAAUUGGCGUGCAUUUUCCACUAUGUCAGCAUCAUGAGUAGUCAGCAAACCCAGAUGGGUUUGGGUGGUCGUGAAGUUCUUUCGUAUAAAUUCUAUCGCAAGUACAUACAGAAUCAGCUGGACAAGGUGAACACUUAUCUGAGAUGGACGUGGUAUACCAAGUUGGUGCUGGUGUUGCGCAAAUUAUUGCGAAAGCGAGUGAUGCCCAUGGGUCUGUGGAAACGUGCUUGGGGCGCUCUUGAGGGUCUAAUGAAUCGCGAGCUGAAUAACAUGAAAUUGCGCACGUUUAAGGAAAUGUUUCGGAUUUGCUCCAAUCCACGACUAAUGCCCGUCUUUAGGAUCUCCCUGGAGUGGGUAGAUCUGGCUGGGGACUUGGAUACCAAACCCAAUGUGUAUAACAUAAUGCGAACUUUUGCUGAGAUAGCAACGGAAAUCUCAAUGGUCGGCUAUCGCAUGGAAUCGCUGCAGCCGCAGGUGGAUAAUCUUACCACAUUGGCCAUGUAUUCCCAGACCAAUGAUUAUCUGAAGAUUGAAAUGAAUGAUAAUACCCUGAGGGAUGUGGUCAAUGAGGUGCAGGAUACAAUUGCUCGCUCCUAUACGGAAGUAAUUGAUUAUAUUCAAUCGUAUCGAAAUAAGUACUAUGCCCUCUACUCAUGGGAAGAACGAGAUGAGUUGACCAAAUUUUUGGCUGAACCUCAUAAAUUCGAAGAAUAUUUUGCCCGCAUCGAUGUAUAUUAUGAAUUUAUCAAUAAGUUGCGUAGUGAACCGGAAACGGAAUUCUUCAUAAUGGCUGUCAUUCAUAACGAACCGGCCAUUACAGCUCUGCGAACUCUGGCCGAGAAUUUAAUAGCCGAGAUCACAUCGAUUAUCAUACAGGAGCACAUCAAGGCCGAGGAGGAGAUUUGUGCCGAGUUUGAGAAGAUUAAAUAUAAUGCCCUCGAGAUACCAAAGUCCACAGAAGAGUUGCUGGAAAGCGCCGAUUACAUGAUCUAUGUGAAGAAGGAGAAGCUGGCGGAGCUUACAGAUCGCAUACAAUAUUGCCUUCAAGUGGGCACGAAUAUUGUUGAGUUGACUGAAAUGUCAAAAUAUCACUUUGAUCUUACCAUACGAACGAUUAACUGGAUCAAGGAUAUUAACGAGAUAUGCGAUUACAAUGCCUCACAGCAGGAGCAAUAUAAAUUUCUCUUCGAAGAGCAUCUGCAGGAGGUGGUCAAAAAGCUCAAUAUGGACAUUGAGGAACUGCUACCCAAGCUGGCUGUAAUUGAUGAUAUGAGCAGGCCGGAAAAGUUUCGUGAUUCGUAUAUAAUACUACAGAAUUUCAUUGAUCAAUUGAAGACUUUCGAUGACUAUGUGGCCUGGAUAAACAAGGAGGAGAAGUUGUUUAAAAUCGCUCAAACCGAAUAUCCCACAUUGGAGGUAAUCAAGAGUUUUGUUUAUCCCUUCGCUGAGCUAAUGAAAUGCUGCAUAGAUUGGCAGCGCUAUUUGAAUGUCUGGCAGGAUGGACCCUUUGAGUAUUUGGAGCCUAAAUUUGUAGAAACCACAACGGAUAAUUAUCUCAAGGAGUUUCAGAAGAAUCAAAAAUAUUAUCGCGUUAAAAUCAAACAGGAUCUUAUUGAGAAUCCUGUAUGCAAAUUUAAGGGACAAACAGAAGAUCCCGAUCCGGAAAAACAUCCAGUGCCACUGCGCCUUUGCUCCUCGAUGAUUCAAUCGAUUAAGGACUUCACCACUGGCGUCUUCAUUGUUAAUACCAUGUGUAAUCCAGCGCUACGUAAACGUCAUUGGAAGGAAAUGUCGGAUAUAGCUGGAUUCGAUAUAACCCCAGAUGCCGGAACUACACUGCGCAAAAUUCUCAAUGCUGGACUCGAUGAUAUACUGGAUCAGUUUGAGAUAAUCAGUAUUAGUGCCAAUAAGGAAUUGCAAUUGUGGAACAAUCUACAGGCCAUGAUCAAGGAAUGGGAGAAUAAGAUCUUUCCCACAGGUCCAUACAAGGAGACAGGAGUGACAAUACUGUCCAGUUUGGACGACAUACAGGCCCUUCUCGAUGAUCAUAUACUGAAGACAUUGGCCAUGCGCGGAUCGGCUUUUAUGAAGCCCUGCGAGGAGGAGGUUCGGGCCUGGUAUGAAAAGAUAAUGCGUGUGAAUGAAACCCUAGAUCAGUGGGGUAAAGUGCAAGCGAAUUUCCUUUAUUUGCUGCCCAUUUUCUCAUCCAAGGAUAUUGUGGCCCAGAUGCCAGAGGAGGGGCGUUUGUUUACCAUUGUCGAGCAGACUUAUACACGGAACAUGGGCCUAGUUUUGAGGCAACCCCUUGUAAUGGAAACUGCUCCUGCUGUUGGUCUCCUCGAGUCAUUGCAAAAGGCAAAUGAGCUGCUGGAGGAUAUAUCAACGGGUGUCAGUAACUAUUUGGAGAAGAAACGUUUGUUCUUUCCGCGUUUCUUUUUUCUGGCUAAUGACGAGAUGCUCGAGAUUCUAUCGGAGACGAAAGACCCGUUGCGUGUCCUUCCACAUUUGGGCAAAUGUUUCGAAGGUAUCAAUAGUCUCGACUUCGAUGAGGGCAAAAAUGUGCUGGCCAUGAUAAGCAGCGAUAAGGAACGUAUUGAGUUCAUUGAACAAGUGUCGACAGCGGCAGCUGGAGGCAGUGUAGAGAAAUGGUUGAUUGGAGUCGAGGAUGAGAUGCUGAAGGCAGUGCGAAAUCAAAAUGAACUCUCCUUCAAUCACUAUCCGACGGUGAAGCGACACGAAUGGGUUCUGGAGUGGCCGCAAAUGGUAGUGCUUGCCAUUUCGCAGGUCUUCUGGGCAUCCCGAGUGCACACCUGUUUGCGUCGCUCAGUUGGCGGCAAUCAGACAAUUAUGAUGAAUUUCUUUCAGGAAUUGGCCAAGGAACUAAAUGAUAUUGUCACGCUGGUGCGUUCCCCACGCAUAAGUAAUCUCAAUCGCAUUACCAUCAAGUCAUUGAUUGUGAUAGAUGUCCAUGCCAAAGAUGUAACCGAAGAAUUGAUACGGAUGAAGAUCAACAGUGAAUACGACUUCCAAUGGUUGGCCCAGAUGCGCUACUAUUGGGAAGAGGAUAAGACUUUGGUUAGGAUUAUCAAUGCCACUGUUCCAUUUGCCAAUGAGUAUUUAGGUAAUUCGGAUAGAUUGGUCAUCACGCCGCUUACAGAUCGUUGCUAUCGCACUUUGGUGGGAGCCUAUCAAUUGCAUUUGAAUGGAGCUCCCGAGGGUCCGGCUGGAACUGGUAAGACGGAGACCACUAAGGAUCUGGCAAAGGCAUUGGCUGUCCAAUGCAAAGUGUUCAAUUGCUCAGAUGGCCUUGACUACAAGGCCAUGGGUAAAUUCUUCAAGGGACUUGCCUCGUGCGGUGCUUGGGCCUGUUUCGAUGAGUUUAAUCGCAUUGAAUUGGAAGUACUUUCGGUGGUUGCUCAACAGAUUUUGCUCAUCAUUCAAGCGGUGCGAGCGAAUGUGUCCAAGUUUAUGUUCGAGGGAACCGAAUUGCUAUUGAAUCCCGCCUGCUAUGUCUGCAUCACCAUGAAUCCCGGCUAUGCGGGUCGUUCGGAAUUGCCAGAUAAUCUGAAGGUGUUGUUCCGUUCGGUGGCCAUGAUGGUGCCAGAUUAUGCCAUGAUUGGCGAAAUCUCUCUCUAUUCCUAUGGUUUUGUCGAUGCCCGCAAAUUGGCAGUGAAGAUAGUAACUACCUAUAGGCUCUGUUCCGAGCAGCUAUCCAGCCAGAACCACUACGAUUAUGGCAUGCGUGCGGUGAAGACUGUUCUGUCUGCCUGUGGCAAUAUUAAGAAGCAGUAUCCAGAUGAACUGGAGGAUAUUCUACUCCUGCGAAGUUUAAUUGAUGUUAAUCUACCAAAAUUUCUAUCGUUCGAUGUGCCCCUCUUUGAGGGCAUUAUCUCGGAUAUAUUCCCAGGCAUUCAAUUACCCCAUAUUGAUUACAGUCUUAUUGAAACGGAAUUCAAUCGCGUCUGCGAGGAGGAGGUACUGGAACCAGCUCCAUCAUUUCUCACCAAAGUCAUUCAGACCUACGAGAUGAUCAUUGUGAGGCAUGGCUUUAUGCUGGUAGGCGAACCACUGGCUGGCAAAUCGAAGACUCUGCAGGUUUUGGCCAAGGUUUUAUCGGCUCUCAAGAUCAAAGAGCCGAGCAAGAGUAACUAUUUCCAGCACGUUUUGAUGGGCAUCAUGAAUCCCAAAUCUAUUACCAUGAAUCAAUUAUAUGGCUCUUUUGAUCCCAUAUCAUACGAAUGGACAGAUGGUCUGGUGGCCAAGAUAUUUCGUGAUUUUGCCAUGACACCGACUCCAGAUAGAAAAUGGGUAAUCUUUGAUGGUCCCGUUGAUGCAGUUUGGAUUGAGAACAUGAACACUGUGCUAGAUGAUAAUAAGAAACUGUGUCUAACCAGUGGCGAAGUCAUAACCAUGACCAACGAAAUGUCUAUGGUGUUUGAGGUAAUGGAUUUGGCUCAAGCUUCCCCUGCCACUGUCUCACGAUGUGGCAUGAUCUACAUGGAGCCGUCUACAUUGGGUUGGCAUUCUUUUGCCAAUACUUGGUUAAAGCAAGCCGAUCCCCGUUGGGCCGAUGAGGAGAACAUUGAGUAUGUGAUGUCUUUAUUCAAAUGGCUCUUAGUUCCGUGUCAGACAUUUGUUCGACGCCACUGCAGCCAGUUUAUAAAACCGGGGGAAUUCAAUUGCCUGAGGACUACAUUUGAUCUUUUCGACAUGUUGAUGGAUGAAGCAAUCGAGGAGAAUCCCGAGGACUACCAAAAAUAUUUGACGUUCUAUUUUCAGGCAGCAAUACUUUUCGCCUUGGUUUGGGGAGUUGGCGGUGUCCUGGAUACCCUUUCUCGGGAAAAGUUUGAUGUUUUUCUAAGAAAGAUAUAUGAUAGUGACGAAUCGAGUCCACCGGCCGCGUUGGGUAAAAUGGAAGUGACACCACCAGCUGAGGGUCUUAUUGUUGAUUAUGUCUACGUAUUUAAGCAACGUGGCACUUGGCGCUACUGGCCGGAACUGGCAAAACGCAUGGAUGUCGAGGAGACAAAGACUGGAGUGAUUGUACCCACUGUGGAUACCGCACGAUAUGUGCAUCUUCUAAAGAUGCAUGUGGAGCACAAGAAACGCAUGCUUCUUGUGGGACCAACGGGUACAGGGAAAAGUGUUUAUAUACAAAACUAUUUGAUGAACAAACUGGAUGUAGAAGCAUAUGAAUCGGGAUUCAUAACGUUUACCGUAAUGAUAACGGCCAAUCAGACACAGGACUUGCUCAUAUCGAAACUUCAGAAAUGGAAACGUGGCAUCUAUGGCCCACCUAAGGGUAUGCAGAGUGUCCUGUUUGUCGACGAUAUGAAUAUGCCGGUGAAGGAGGUCUAUGGCGCUCAGCCUCCGUUGGAGCUGUUGCGUCAGUAUUUCGAUUACGGUCAUGUCUACGAUCUAAGGGAUAGUUCCAAAAUUUGGAUUAACGAUGUACUGAUAAUAACUGCCUGCGGUCUACCCGGCGGCAGUCGACAGGAUGUGUAUGCCCGGUUCCUCAACCAUUUCAAUGUCUUUUCGAUUAACACCUUCAGUGACGACACUAUGUUUCGCAUUUUCCUUAAUGUGGCACUCAAUGGCUUUCGACGUGCUGGCCAUGCACAGGAUGUGUUUCUGGUAACGAAUCAGAUAGUGAGUGCCACACAGAGCAUCUACAAGAGUGUCCAAUCGGAGGUGCGAGCAACACCGGCAAAGUCGCAUUACAUUUUCAAUUUGCGUGACAUUUCCCGCGUCGUAACCGGCUGUACCUUGGUACGCAAAGAGUCCGUCAAUGAUAAGAAGAUGCUGGUGCGUGUCUGGUAUCACGAGGCAAUGCGAGUUUUCUACGAUCGCCUUGUCGAUGACAUCGAUCGCAAGUGGAUGUUCGACAAGUUAAAUGAAUGCCUCAAGGCGAACUUCAAGGACAAGGUGGAGAACAUCUUUGACAAGUACUGCAGUCAGGUGCAGGGCGAAGAGCAGGUCUUCACCAUUGAGGCCGCCAAUAGUAUCUUCUUUGGGGUCUAUUUCGAUGAGGAUAGUGUGCCGGAUGAACGACGUUAUGAGGAAGUGCCCAGUAUGGAGAUUUUCUAUAAGCUAGCGACGACUAGUCUAGAAGAUUACAAUUCGACCCGUCGCUCCAAAAUGGACAUCACCCUGUUCACAUUCGCCCUGCAGCAUUUGAAUCGGAUUUGUCGCAUUAUCUCAAUUCAGGGAGCCAGUGCUUUGCUCAUUGGUUUGGGCGGUUCAGGACGUCAGUCGCUGACAAAGUUGGCCACCAAUAUGGUGCAGACUUCGUUCUUCCAGCCGGAGAUAACGAAAAACUAUGGAGCCAAUGACUGGCAUGAGGAUAUCAAGGCCAUUCUCAAAGAAGCCGGUGGCAUGAAUAAGCAUACGACAUUCCUGAUAACAGAGAAUCAAAUUAAAAUGGAACUCUUUCUCCAGGACAUUGAUUGCCUGUUGAAUCAGGGCGAAGUGCCGAACAUCUUUCCCAUCGAUGAGAAACAGGAAGUCUUGGAAAUGGUCCGUCUAGCUGCCCAGGGUGGAAAUCGUAAUAUCGAUGUCUCGCCGCUGCAGGUCUUCUCGUUCUUUGUGAAUCGUUGCAAACAGAAGCUUCAUGUGGUUCUGAGUUUCUCGCCCAUUGGUGAUGCUUUGCGGACGCGCGUCCGUCUCUAUCCCUCGCUGGUAAAUUGCUGCACCAUCGAUUGGUAUGACAGUUGGCCCGAGGAGGCCCUGCAAAUGAUUGCCAAGAUGUCGCUGGUGGAUGUGAAUGUCCCGUCGGAGGAUAUCAAAAUGGCAAUUGUGGAUACUUGUCAGUAUUUCCAUACGACAGCUGCUCGUGUCACUCGCUCCUUCUGCCAGAUGUCCAGCCGUCACAUCUAUCAGACUAAUGCAUCUUUCAUUGAGCUAAUCCGUUCCUUUCAAACACUCAUUGCUCGCAAGCAGACUGAGACUAUGUUCGCCAAAAUGCGUUAUAUAGGUGGUCUGGACACAUUGGCCAAUGCAGCUGCUGCCAUUUCCAUUAUGCAAAAGGAUCUAAAUGCCCUGCAACCGAAACUGGUUGCCCUAGCAGAAGCAUCACGCAAAAUGAUGCUGGAGAUCAAUACGGAAACCCUGGCUGCCAGUGCCGCUGCCGAACAGGUCAAACGUGACGAGGAAGUGGCCUCAGUGCAAGCAGAAGCUGCCCAAGUUCUGAAAAACGAAUGCGAAAAGGAUCUGGCCAAGGCCAUACCCGUGCUGGAAGACGCCCUGGCUGCUCUGAAUACCCUCAAACCGGCUGAUAUUACACUUGUGAAGUCAAUGAAAAAUCCUCCGCCGGUGAUUAAACUCGUCAUGGCCGCUGUUUGUGUUAUUAAAGGAAUACCACCGGAGCGAAUACCGGAUCCUUCCACGGGUAAAAUGGUUCAGGACUAUUGGGGUCCGAGCAAGCGACUCUUGGGCGAAAUGAAUUUUCUGCCAGCUCUCAAGGAGUUCGACAAGGAUAACAUUCCAGCAGAAAUUAUGAAGCGCAUACGCAAAGAGUUUAUACCCAACAAGGAUUUCGAUCCCAAGGUUGUGGCCAAAGCUUCUAGUGCCGCCAAGGGUCUCUGUCAAUGGAUCAUUGCCAUGGACAUGUACGAUGAGGUGGCCAAGGUGGUGGCACCCAAAAAAGCCAAAUUGGCGGCUGCCGAGAAAGAGUACUCCGACACAAUGAGUUUCCUUGCCGAGAAGCGAGCCCUGGCUGCUGCUCUGGAAGAGAAGGUGGCUCUUCUCAACAUCGAAUUGGAUAAGGCGAAUGCCGAAAUGCGAAAGACCGAGGAGCAUGCGGAAAAUUGCCGCAAUAAACUGUUACGGGCGGAAGCUCUCAUUGGUGGUCUCGGAGGUGAGAAGUCACGUUGGAAUAAAGCGGCCGAAGAUCUUCAGGAUCUCUAUGAUCAUUUGCCUGGCGAUGUGCUCAUCUCGUGCGGUAUUAUAGCCUAUCUAUCUGCAGUCAAUCUACAAUAUCGAGCUGAAUGCGUUCAUGAUUGGUUCAACAAGGUCACUGCUCUUGCCAUACCGUGCUCAAAAACCUACUCAAUAACAGCGGUCCUUGGCCAGGAUGUGACCAUACAGAAUUGGCAAUUAGACGGACUACCCAACGAUGAGUUCUCAAGCGAGAAUGCCAUCAUUUCAGCCAAUUCUAGUCGCUACAGUUUGUUCAUCGAUCCCCAAGGACAGGCGAAUAAUUGGCUUAAGAAUAUGGAACGAAAAAAUCGCUUACAAUGUGUGAAAUUCAGUCAGGGCAAUUAUAUGAAAGUCAUUGCCGAGGCCAUGGAAUACGGCACUCCGGUUAUUAUUGAGAAUGUUCAGGAAGAGCUUGAAGUUCCACUGGAUCCCAUCCUAAUGCAUCAGACCUUCAUUCAGGGCGGCGUAAAGCAUAUAAGUCUUGGAGAAGCCGUUGUUCCCGUUUCGCCCAGUUUUCGCCUCUAUAUGACCUGCAAUUUGCGUAAUCCGCACUUUCUGCCCGAGACCUUCAACAAGGUGACUGUCAUUAAUUUCGCUCUAACCCAAACGGCUCUCAUGGAUCAAUUGCUGAGCAUUGUUGUGGCUAAGGAACGACCCGAUCUACAGGAAUUACGCAUUACCCUAACCACAGAGGCAGCAGCCAAUAAGGGAGCUCUGCUCGAUGCCGAAAACAUGAUUCUCAAGACCCUAACCUCCAGUGAGGGUGACAUUCUCGAGAAUGAAGCUGCCAUUCAGAUUCUAGCCGAAUCGAAAACUCUGUCCAAGGAUAUAUUGGAGAAGCAGGAAGCUGCCAAAGAUACUUCGGCCAAAAUAGAUGCUUUCCGUUUGAACUAUAAGCCAGUGGCCGUGCACUCGUCCAUAUUAUAUUAUUCGAUUACCGAUCUACCCAAUAUAGAUCCCAUGUAUCAGUUCUCUCUGAAUUGGUAUAUUAAUCUAUAUAUGUAUUCCAUUGAGACGGCCAACAAAUCAAAAGAUUUACCCAGACGCAUUAAAUUUCUGGUGGAUGGUUUCACUAAAAAUCUAUAUAAUAAUGUCUGCCGAUCGAUAUUCGAAAAGGAUAAAUUGCUUUUCUCCUUCAUACUAACGGCACGCAUUCUCCUGGGCACUGGCCAAGUGCAAAUGCGUCAUUUGGCCCAUUUGGUGACUAAUGCGAAAGAGUCAACCAAAAUACCCUCGAAUCCCGAUCCCAGUUGGAUCACAGAGACCGUUUGGUUAAAUAUAUUGCGUCUGGAAGAGCUCAAAGAGCUGAUCGGCAUUGUGGAUUCGUUCCGUAAGAACUUAAGCGCAUGGCAAGCAAUCUACGAUCACGCCUCUCCCGAAUUGCAACCACUGCCGGCGCCCUGGCAGGAUAAAACGACGGCAUUCGAAAAGAUCAUUGUACUGAAAGCUCUAAGACCCGAUUCUGUAUUCCUGGGCGUACGGAAUUUCAUUGCGAAAACCAUUGGAGAUGCCUAUGUCUCACCGCCAGAGUUUGAUAUUUCGAAAUCUUAUGCUGAUUCCACGGCUCUAACACCAUUGGUCUUUAUCCUGUCGCCGGGUGCCGAUCCCUUGGGCUCUCUACUAGCAUUUGCCGAAAAAAUGGGUCAGGAGGAGACAUUCCAAAGCAUAUCAUUGGGUCAGGGACAGGGUCCAAUUGCCACGGCACUCAUCAAGAAUGCCCAAGAAAUGGGUUAUUGGGUUUGUUUACAAAAUUGCCAUUUGGCUGCAUCAUGGAUGCCAACAUUGGAGUAUCUCUGGGAGAAUAUGGACACAUUCAAUACGACACCCAAUUUCCGCAUUUGGUUGACAGCAUAUCCAACGCCACAGUUUCCAGUGACCAUUCUUCAGAAUAGUGUAAAAAUGACCAAUGAACCACCCACUGGACUUAAAGAGAAUCUAAUGCGUUCCUACAACUCGGAACCGAUUAAUGAAUACGAGUUUUAUGCCGGUUGUCCCAAACAGGAUCGUGCCUUUACUCGUCUCCUCUAUGGCAUUUGUUUCUUCCAUGCAGUUGUUCAGGAGCGACGCAAAUACGGACCACUGGGUUGGAAUAUUGCCUACGGGUUCAAUGAGUCGGAUUUGCAGAUUUCUGUGCUGCAAUUGAGUAUGCUACUCAAUCAAUACGAUCAUGUGCCCUAUGAUGCCAUCUCCUAUCUAACGAGUGAGUGUAACUAUGGUGGUCGUGUGACAGACAAUUGGGAUCGUCGUGCCAUUGUUACAAUAUUGGCCGACUUUUGCAAUCCCCAGGUGGUGGCCGAUAAUCGGUAUCGCUUUGCCACCGACGACCGUUAUAUACUGCCACGCAAGACAGAGCAUCGUGAGAUUCUGCGGUAUUUGGAGGAGCAUAUACCCUCACUAGCACCGCCUGAAGUGUAUGGAUUGCAUGCGAAUUCUGGAAUUACCCGAGAUCUCCAGACGACCAAAACUCUGCUGGACUCUAUGAUCCUACUGCUGGGCACCGAGGCGGCUGGCACUGCUGGGGCUGGUGUAAGCGCCGAACAGAUUAUACUGGAUACAAUUAAACAGAUUGAGAAGGAUAUGCCACCAGAUAUGGAUAUUGAGGGGGCGGCAGAGAAAUAUCCCGUGGAUUAUAAUGAAUCUAUGAACACUGUGGUUGUCCAGGAAAUGGAACGUUUCCUUAAACUUCAAAAGGAAAUACGUGGCUCUUGCCGAGAUCUGGCGAUGGGCAUUAAGGGCAUCAUUGUUAUGACACCUGAUCUGGAGAAUGUGAUGACGGCCAUGAAAUUUAAUCGUAUACCCAGCAAAUGGAUGUCAAAAUCAUAUCCCUGCCUCAAGCCGUUGGGUUCCUAUGUCCAGGAUCUGUACAAACGACUUAAUUGGCUACAUCAGUGGCAUCGUCAAGGCAAACCGCCGACUUUCUGGCUAUCCGGUUUCUUUUUCACGCAAGCCUUCCUCACGGGUGCCAUGCAGAACUAUGCCCGCAAAUAUAAGAUACCGAUCGACACGUUAACCUUUGAUUAUGAUGUCCUCAAUGUGGAUACCAAACCUUUGCCCCCAGAAGAUGGUGUCUAUUGCAAUGGUUUAUACCUGGAGGGUGCACGAUGGGAUUGGAAGGCAGGUCUGCUUGUUGAGCAGCUACCCAAGAUACUUAUCUAUGCAAUGCCCGUUAUCUAUUUUCGUCCGGUGCUAAUAAUGGAGCUGACUGAAGGAUCGCGCUAUCGUUGUCCCCUUUACAAGACAGGCGAACGCAAGGGUACUCUGUCCACGACAGGACAUUCAACAAAUUAUGUGGUGCCGCUGCUGCUCAACACACAUGCGAAGGCCUCACACUGGGUGAAACGCAGCGUCGCCCUAAUUUGCCAGACCAAUGACUGAUAAAUUCUUUUUUUUUUUUACCUAUACCGAAUAAAUAAACGUGAUCCCGAAUUGUAAA
Drosophila willistoni is the source of this 12036-nucleotide messenger RNA. RefSeq names its product dynein axonemal heavy chain 12 (gene Dhc62B). The transcript is spliced from 8 exons. Gene Ontology annotation, cellular component: dynein complex. Gene Ontology annotation, biological process: microtubule-based movement. The record is from RefSeq and is a predicted model, not a curated record. NCBI's taxonomy places the organism in Eukaryota, Metazoa, Arthropoda, Insecta, Diptera, Drosophilidae. Gene Ontology annotation, molecular function: dynein intermediate chain binding; ATP binding; minus-end-directed microtubule motor activity. Bases 75 to 11978 code for a protein of 3967 amino acids.